AUGAGAUCUGAGGACACAUCCCAGAAGCAGUCGGGUUUCUUUGUUGAAGCAGCAAAGGUCGAGGUCGAGCGACGGUUUAAUGAAGGAUUGCAGCUGUGGCGUCUCUCGCAGUCUCAAUAUGCUGCACUUUUCUGCGAGCAUCUCGUGCGGAUACGAUACUCUCAGCGCGCAUCCAAGGGCCCUGCAUUUUGCAUCCCCAGCGUACAAGAGCCAGCGGCCCUGCGUGCCUAUCGGCUUGACUGGAAGUACCAAGGUCGUACUUCGAUCUAUGCCAUUGAUCCAGGACCAGACCUGGUGACCGUGGAAUAUGAGCAGCUGUGUUGCGAGCCAGAGUCAUGGCCCGGCGUUGUCCACCUGCGGCGCAUCCAACAUCUGGAUGCAGUAUUCGCUCUCCUGGAGGACGAGAAAGCCAGCCUACGACACGACACUAUGGUUUCAUCACUCUUGUUGACUAUUGUCGCCGUUGCCGGGAUACUCAGUCUGCAUACUUUUGGAUACUAUCCGAGUACGCUAGAUGUUCGGACUUCGUUGCUUGUCGUCGCUCUCUUCUAUCUAGUGAUCAAGAUAUAUCAUGUUCUGAUCUACCCAUUUGCCGUUUCCCCUUUGCGCCACUUACCGACUCCAAAGUUUGCCGGUGACAGCCCAAAUGCCGCCCCGUUGGACUGGAUGAGACAGUUCCCGGACGCGGAUCUUAUCCGGCCCCUGAUGUUCGGGAACACUGAAGCUGUUCUAGUUAACAGUCCGAGGGCGUUACGAGAAGUCUCCCAGACGCACUGCUAUUCAUUCGUGAAACCUGGAUUCCUCUUCCGCACCGCCGGCUCAUUCGUCGGGGAGACUGGCAUCUUCUUCGCCGAGGGUGAUGUACAUAGGCAGCAACGGAGGAUUCUUGCAGGCCCCUUUCUCGUGGGAAACAUCAAGAAGCUACUUCCAGUCAUGGCGUCGAAGGGUGACCAGCUAUCCAAGAUAAUGGGAGCCCAGGUCUCCAACGAACAUGGCGUUGUUGUAGAAGUAUCUUCUUUUUUGGCAAAGGCAACCCUGGACGUCAUCGGUAAAACGGUUAUGGGCCUUGAGCUCGAUAGCCUCUCUAAAGGUUCUGAGUUCGACGAGCGGUACAGCGAUAUCAUGCUGGUAACCCCGAUAGAUCAGAUUAUGCUGGCUCUCGAUAACUGGUUUCCUGCCCGAAAGUGGAUCCCUAUCGAGGCCAACCGCCGCUUUCUGCACGGAAAUCAAGUAAUCAAGCAAAUGUUGGAAGAGCACGUUAAACAGCGGGCUUUCGCCCUCAGGGUUAAGUGUCCUACAGAAAAAGAUCUUCCCGGAGAUGAUCUUCUGACCCUUAUAAUCCGUGGAUACCUCGAUCGGGGCGAGUCCCUUUGCGAAGAUAAUCUUGUUUCACAGCUGCGAACAUUUAUGGUUGCAGGUCAUGAAUCGAGCUCUAAUGCAGUGAUGUGGUGUCUUCAUUUGCUCUCCAUCCACCCGAUUGUUCAGGAUCGCCUACGUUCAGCGAUCAAUGCCACCGUCGUUCAGGGACAGGACUACACCUACGAAGAAAUACAAUCCAUAGAUUACCUGGAUUGUUUCUUAAAGGAAGUUCUUCGUCUCUUCCCUCCAUUUGUCUCCGUACUCCGCUCUGCUACUGAGGAUGUCAGUAUAUGCGGCAAUGUUCUUCCAGCCGGAACACUGCUGAUGGUAUACCCUGCCGUUUCCCAAUUUAACCCUUCGAUAUGGGGCCCGAGUGUAAACGAAUUCAACCCUGACCGCUGGUACAACCUACCCGAAGCUGCCCAGGAUCCCUACGUGUUACAGACCUUCCACAGCGGACCACGAAUAUGUAUAGGGCGGGCUUUUGCUCUACUUGAGAUCAAAGUAUUCCUCGUCCACCUAAUACAGAAAUGGGUUUUUCACCCGGUUGAUAAGGUUAUCAAUAUUCCAAAAGCAGGAUUUGUAUUAAAGCCCACUGAUGGGCUUAACCUUAGGAUCACCCCGGUUCCUCUGUCAUAG
This is a messenger RNA of Arthroderma uncinatum, 1998 nucleotides long. RefSeq names its product cytochrome P450 3A9. Lineage: Eukaryota; Fungi; Ascomycota; Eurotiomycetes; Onygenales; Arthrodermataceae. The coding region runs from base 1 to 1998 and encodes 665 amino acids. The transcript is spliced from 9 exons. Gene Ontology annotation, molecular function: oxidoreductase activity, acting on paired donors, with incorporation or reduction of molecular oxygen; heme binding; iron ion binding. The record is from RefSeq and is a predicted model, not a curated record.